UGAAAAACUUAGCUACCACUAAGAUGUAAAUAAACACGCACCGCACGUCGCGUCGCACGCGGUGCUGUGGUUAGAAGUAGAUACCAAAUCAUUAAUCAUGAACAUGUGAUUGACGCCUUGAAUGUAGCAUUAUAACUAUGUCUUUAUAUUGAUUUCUCAAUAUUUUUGAAAGUUUCCUAAAAUGGCUUCAAAACCGCAAUUUGAUUCUCGCCUGGGUGGCGACAUGGAAGUCCCGAUUGAAGUGAAUACAUUGAAAUUUGCUUCAGCCCGAGCUCAAGAAAUAGCUGCUUUAAGUCAAGCUUUGGAUGAAGCGAAGACAGGGAAUCUAAUUUUCCAGCGGUUACCUCGUCACAUGCGUCGACGUGUAAUGAGUUAUAAUGUCAAACGUAUGCCCAAAGGCCUGAGAGCAGCAUAUUCUCAACAGCUUUUAAAGAACUCAGGUGGGCCUGUGACUAAGCACAAGACUCCAAGCAGGAAACAUAGAAGGAGGCCUUCAAAUUUGCUUGAUGAGUAUAAUAGGCGUCAACGGUCCUCAACCUGGCUAGAAACUCAUAUAUGGCAUGCUAAAAGGUUUCAUAUGACCGAGCGUUGGGGAUAUCGCCUUGCACAUUUUCCAAAUGACCGCAGUUACAGAGCAUGUUAUAGGGCAGCUGCCAAUCACUGCCUUCUUCAAGAUAUUUCAUUCCUUUGUUGCAUUGAGCUGAUUGGACCAUUCCAUACUCUUGUGUCUGGACUUUCAAGACACACCAGUUCAAGUUGUGGUUUGACAUUUGCUGCUGUGUCACUUACUGGUGGUUGCAGGGAAGGAGAGAUAAUGUUUUAUGAAGAUGGAAAAUAUCCUUACAAGCCCAUUGGGACUCUAUUGUUCUUUUGGAAACCAAACGACACACCCACCUCAGAUGAGCGGAGUCUGUGGUUGUGGGCUCAUCCCUCAUUUUAUCAACAUGUAAUCAGUGCUUUAACUUCUACCUUCCAUCUGCACAUCGUAACUUCAAAGGAUUUGAUGCCUGUAACAGAAAAUGAAAUUUCACAAAGUGAAGAGUCUACACGACCACUUAAACGGAUGAGGAUCCAGACUGAAGAUAAAAAGCCAAAAAAUGUUGAAGAAAUUAAGCUUGCCACCCGAAAUGUUCCUUUUGAAAGGACUCCAAAAUACAUAAGUUCAUGUGGAAGUGUUCAAAUGAUUCUCUUAAAAGAUACACUCAACCGGUUUCGAUUGACAGGGCCACUGUCCCAGGCAGUUUUACGAGAAGCUUUACAGCUUGUAAAUGAUGAUACGCCUCACUGUGAUAAAACCAUGUCCACAGUUCUUGACCCUGACAAGGAUGGAGAAAGUCACCACAACUUUUGGCACUCUAUUUCAAAUGUAUCCUCCCCUGCUGAGUUGCCACCCAAGAUUAUUCUCUCAUUAUUGGUCAAGGACCCAAGACUUCAAAUUCCUGACAAGAGGACCAAGGCAGUUGCCCAAACUUCAGCUCAAGAUGCUCCCUGUUCUCCUCCUCCUUCUAAUUCUAGUCGCAUUUGGUCUUCCCAUGUCCGAGACACCACUACUCAAUCCAAACUUUCGACUGCAGAACUGAAUAAGUUGAGGUCAAAAAGUCUUGUUCCCGGUCUUUUGCGAAUUUCUGAUGAAAACGAAGAAUCGAUAGGAAAUGCCAACAUUAGUACCAGCCUCGCAACCUCAGUAAAAACUGAAAUUCCUUUGAUUCUCAUUCAGAGACCUGGCAGCAAAAACCCCAUGGAAAAGCGAUUAGGGUUUGGAUGUGGUUGGGAUGUGAUUUUGCCAGCUGGCUGGGCUAUGCCAUUUUGGUUAGCUUUUGUUUUCCGUAGUGCAAGACCGGCAGGCUUGCGAGAAGCUUCCUCUCAUGAAUUAGAGAGAGGAAAAUGUGAGUUCUUGCCUCCUGAUUCCAUUGCGGGAACAGAAGAAGCAUGCCGGACAGGAAAGGAGUUGAGGGAAAAGUACUUUAGAUUGCCUCCAGAUAAAAGACCAAACUACAUUAAAUUGGGUGUAGCGUGUCCCUUCCAGUGUCAGUGGGGCCAUUUAAUUAGGGAUUGGUCUGCUUCCCAGGAUCAGCCAGUUCAACAUCUGUUUGAGUCAUGUUCAUCUUACUUUGUGUGCAGAGAUUUCAAAAAGCUAGAAGAAAUACAUAAUUUUAUCAUGGAAACAUGGUCAACUUUGACAAAGAAGUUGCCUGAUUUGAAUAAUGGAACUGUAUUGGGAAACCAUUUGUCCCAUUUCCCGACUUUCCCAAACCAAGACCAAGCUCUGUUAACAGUUCGUGUUGAAGCAUUGCACAGGGGAUUAACAGAUGACUUAUCUCUGAUUUGUAUUCCAUCAUCUGAAGAUGUAGUUAAUUUACUGAAGGAUUUGAAGAUAGAGCCAAUAGAACCAUCAAACGUUGACAAAAAUCAUGAAGUAAGACAAAAAAUGAGGAAAGACCAUAAAAGUGAGCUGGUACGCUUACGUAGGCAAAGAGUUCGCUCUAAAAGAAAUGCAGAGAAUGCGAUUAGUGAUCAGGACAUUACCAGGAGUGUUGCUGCCAAAGCAAUUCCCCACAAGUCGAAGCUUUCUCCAACUCAGGAUCUGGUAUCUGCAUACAACAAGAAAAUGGAGGAACUUUGGUUACUUAACACCAAUUCUCUUGGCUCCAUCAGAAACUCAUGCAGUAGGGAAGUUGCCGGGUUUGUGCAGAAAGGUGAUUUUUGCUUCACAGAAGCAAGAGGUUGUGGUGUGGGAUAUAUCACUUACUCCUCUCUACAGUGUAUGAUGAUGCUCUGGGUCAAGUCUGUCCCCCCUUACCCACCCUCAUCUUUUAAAAGUAGAGGUAUCCCAGUCCUCAUACGCUCUCCUCAAAGUUAUCAGUACCGACUGGCAAAAUUAAGUCUUGUCAUUAAUUAAGUAAUAAUUACUUACUUAUUUCAAAUGAGUGGCAAUUUUAAUGCAAGACCUGUCUUGAAUUGUUAAUGCACUCCUUAUGUGUGAGUUUAUUCAAUAAUUAUUGUGAUUCACAGAUAAAUAAUAAUCAAAACUUAAUCAUCA
This is a messenger RNA of Thrips palmi, 3040 nucleotides long. RefSeq names its product ribonucleases P/MRP protein subunit POP1 (gene Pop1). The coding region runs from base 182 to 2899 and encodes 905 amino acids. NCBI's taxonomy places the organism in Eukaryota, Metazoa, Arthropoda, Insecta, Thysanoptera, Thripidae. The record is from RefSeq and is a predicted model, not a curated record. The transcript is spliced from 11 exons. Gene Ontology annotation, cellular component: nucleolar ribonuclease P complex; ribonuclease MRP complex. Gene Ontology annotation, biological process: tRNA 5'-leader removal.